UUAUCGGCUGGUAUCACUAAAUAAAAACUAGGUUAUUUCUUUUGUGGGUAAAUUUCGCCUUUUCUUUCUUCUACGUGUCUUUUUAAAAUCAAAAUUCGUUGUAGCCUUGUGAUAUGGUGACACGUAGACCUCCUUCAUUAUGUCCAACUUACGUGAUAAUUUGCCCGAUAAAAGUAUUGAUGGUAGUAAACCAUCAACUUCAGCGUUUCGUCCAAAAGGAUCUAUCAUCAACAUGAAACAGAAAAUUGGGUCGCCUUCUAAAUCACCAGCCAAACAGAAAAAUCCUCCGGCUAGCCCCAGACAGAAGAAACCAAAAGAUAGUAAAGUGGUGACGCAGACGACAACAAACACAUCAAUAGACGACAUGACCGCGCAGGCUGCAAACAUCAACAUUGACACGGGUGUUGUUAUCAACAACGAAACAGCACAAAGCAGAGCCCCAAAAGGUAAACAUGCUAAAAAAAAGGAAAAUCUAAAAAAGCUGCAGUUACAAAUGCCUACUUUGCCACCACAAGGCAUAGCAAAUAUUGUGCAAUCCACAGCUCCCGCCAAUAUGAUUCACACACAACAGCAAGUACAAGAUUUUUUCUCGAAAAAUAUUGGCCCACUUUAUGCCAGUACAACCCCCAGAUAUUUGGAGAACCUCCAUCACCAUCCUCAGUAUCAGUUCAUGUAUGGGGCACAGGCACAACCACAGCUGCAGCGGCGUAGUAUCCCAAAUACUCCAAUCCUGAUGCAGGAGCCGCGGAGUCCACAGUACUUGAAUAAUGCAUUGCAACAUCCAUUGUUGAGCAAGUCAUUUUCAACUGGAGGUCGUGACCCAUCAGCAAUUACCUUGGAAAAACUUGUAGCUUCUAAUCUAGUGGCACCGCAAAUUCACCCAUAUGCAUUGCUUUUGGGACAAGCAGCAGCCGCUGCUGCUGCUUCUAGACAGCAGCAAGAGAAAACUAAAAGUUCUCCAAAGAGGAAUAGAAAUAGAAAUAAAAACAAAAACAAAGAGAGUGAACCAAAGGAGGAAAAGACAUUUGAAGCCUACUUGACACCUGAACAAGUGGAAGAGGGCUUAAAGAACAAUGAAUUUAUAGAAGGGCUUAUCAGAAUCAAUCCUAAAAUGUUCACUCAUGCAUACUUGAGUGGUACCGACCGCAGUGAGCAGGAUGUGCUGAUUGAUGGAGUAAGGAACAGGAACCGCGCCUUGGAAGGUGAUCUUGUGGUUGCUAAACUUCUCCCCGACAGUGAUAGUGAAGAUGGCAAAGAAAAUAAACAAAAGAAAGGGAAAGUUGUAUUCAUCAAGGAAAAGAACCAUACAAGGACAUGUAUUGGUACACUGAAGCUGAUGCCUGACAGGAACAGACAAAAGGCCAUAUUUCUGCCUCGGGAUCACAGAGUCCCUCGGCUCAAUAUACCAUGCACAAGUUGGCCAACUAAUUUCUACUUUGAAGAGAAAAGGUAUGAGAACACACUCUUUUUAGCAAAAAUCCUAGAUUGGACUGACACAAGGUUUGCUGUUGGCACAAUAUCUUGUUUCAUUGGACAAUCUGGAGAUAUGGAAUCUGAAUCACGGGCAAUCUUGGCUCAAAAUGAUUUGGAUGUAACUCCAUUUGGUCCGAAUGUGAGAGAUCUCUAUCCAAGACUAGAUUAUACAAUACCAGAAGAAGAAAUUAAGCUGAGGGAGGAUUGUCGCGAACUGUGUAUAUUCAGUAUUGACCCUCACAACUGCCGAGACAUUGAUGACGCAGUCUCCUGUAGGGAACUUGAGAAUGGGAACUAUGAAAUUGGAGUCCAUAUUUCAGAUGUUGCCCACUUUCUCACCGAAAAUACAAUAUUAGAUGAGAAAGUAUCAGAGAAGGCAACCACAAUUUAUUUGGUAGAGAAAGCCUACCACAUGCUUCCAGAUGAUCUGUGCAUGCUGUGCUCUCUGUUCCCUGGUGUGGACAAACUCGCCUUUUCCGUAUUUUGGGAAAUUACUAAAGACGCAAAGGUCUUGAAACAUAGGUUUGCGAAAACCGUAAUUCAUUCUUGUGCUCAAUUAUCUUAUGAGCACGCUCAAGCUGUUUUGGAUGACAAAGAGGAUGCGCAGAAAGAUUUUCCUGAAAUUUACAAUGGCUUUGAAUAUUCAGAUAUACAUAAAGUUAUUAAAACUUUGGGAAGUAUUUCAGCCAUAUUCCGGAAAAAUCGAUUUGACGGUGGUGCGCUGAGAAUAGACCAGCCCAAGGUGGCAUUCCAGCUGAGCCCUACUAACGGUUUGCCAGAUUCAUACUACAUAUACGAGAGCAAGCAGAGUCAUCAGCUGAUCGAAGAAUUCAUGUUGCUUGCGAACAUGACGGUGGCGAAUCGAAUUUACGAGGAUCACCCGACACUGGCCUUCUUACGGUGUCACCCGGAGCCGAGUCUCUACAUGCUGAGACAGUUGGCCAAGGCGCUGGCUCCGAUGGGCAUCGACCUGGACAUCACAUCAGCCGGGGAGCUCCACCGCUCGCUGCUCCCCUACGUGGGGCCCGACAACACCGACCGCGGCAAGGCCAUGGUCCUCAACAUGCUCUGUGCGAAACCGAUGACGAGAGCCAAAUAUUUUUGUGCUAAUGGAUGUGACGACGAAGAUUUUCGGCACUACGCCCUCAAUGUACCCUUGUACACGCAUUUUACCAGUCCCAUUCGACGAUAUGCCGACAUCAUGGUUCACAGAUUGUUAGCGGCGAGUCUCAACUACAGGGAGACACCCAAAUGGGACGUAGACAGGGUCCGCGCUAUCGCGGCACAGUGCAACAAGCAAAAAUACAACGCCAAGAAGGCAGGCGAGAUGUCCACAGAACUGUACACACUCAAGUACAUAGAAAUGCACUCUCCUUUAGUGACUGAAGCUGUAGUGGUCGAAGUUAAGGAAAAAUACAUUGAUGUUAUAGUAGUGUCGGUCGGAUUGAACAGAAGAAUUUUCUUUAACAAUGAUUUCCCGGGAGAGUACAAUUGCAUCAAGAACGACGCGGGUGCGAAGCUAUCCAAGAUGGAGCUGACGUGGAAAGCCACGGAGACCUCGCCCGCAGUGAAGCAAGUCAUAGAAGUGUUCUCAAUAUUGCAAGUUGAGAUGCAUAAAGGCGACGAAAUGGUUAAAGUUGAGACAAAACUUGUGAGGCCGAAAUAGGGGUUUUUUGGACGAAACGACGCUUUUUAAGUUGACAUAAAGCAUGGAAUAUUGCUGCACGUAGAUGAAUAAUGUUGCACAAACAUAGUUUAUCUGUCUAUUCCUUCGAAAUAUUUGGCCGUUUGUAGGUGGCGCUGUUAAUACUACUAAAAGCAAUUAUUCUUCUACUUGUAGCGAUGUUUUCUCUGUACAGGGUUUUCCAAAGGGUUUAUUUAAAUCGAAAAGGAAUAGCGUAACUCGUUAUUCUCUCAUCGAUCUCUGUGACACCUUUGGCUUACAAUUUGGCAACAUCCUGUGUACAAAAAUGCUUUUAUUUUAACAUUAUUAUAUUUGGUGUGAAGUACCAACGCAUGUGGUACUUAAGUUAAUUUAUAAAAUUGCAUAAUACAUAUUACAUCAUAAAUUCCUGACGAAGCCAAUGAAAUUUAUAUUUUGACUUUUACUAUUUCAAAUUGUGAUAUUUGUAGUACAUAUUUAAAAAUACCUUUAUUUUGUAUAAAGACUCUUCCUAAGUAUUUUUCCUUUUUUAUUUAAGACUUUUUACAACGGAAUGUAUUAAUUGUAUGUAAUAAAUUUUCUGAAGAAAUGGUUUUAAAUGUAGAAGUUAUAAUCUGUACUGUACCUAAUACUUUUUGUAUUACUGAAUGAUAAUAUCUGAAUAUUUUUUCAUUGUUAUAUAGUUUAAGAUCAACCAAUCGCUCAAUCGGAAUGUGUGUGUGAGUAGUAGAACUAAAAAUAAAGUUAUCAUCUGUAGAAUAUGUAGUCAA
Molecule: messenger RNA, 3906 nt
Organism: Plutella xylostella (diamondback moth)
Lineage: Eukaryota; Metazoa; Arthropoda; Insecta; Lepidoptera; Plutellidae
Product: DIS3-like exonuclease 2
Biological process (GO): miRNA catabolic process; mRNA catabolic process
Cellular component (GO): P-body
Molecular function (GO): RNA binding; 3'-5'-RNA exonuclease activity
Source: RefSeq, a predicted model, not a curated record